Drosophila busckii is the source of this 822-nucleotide messenger RNA. It is a transcript of the gene Chchd3, whose product is annotated as MICOS complex subunit MIC25. Gene Ontology annotation, biological process: inner mitochondrial membrane organization. Gene Ontology annotation, cellular component: MICOS complex. The transcript has 2 exons. NCBI's taxonomy places the organism in Eukaryota, Metazoa, Arthropoda, Insecta, Diptera, Drosophilidae. The record is from RefSeq and is a predicted model, not a curated record. The coding region runs from base 43 to 684 and encodes 213 amino acids.
UUAACUCAUCAUUUACCACUAAUCAGACCAUCCGCAACAAAAAUGGGUGCAAAACAAUCUCGGGAGCCACGUUCGGUUUCUAUUGAAAAUCCUACUGGCGUUCUGGAUAUAUCCGAUGAUGUGGUAAAGCGUCUCAAGCAGGGCAUCUCACAGCAGGCGCGAGAGCAUGCCGCCGUUGCAGAAGAGUCCAAACCGGCGCCAAAAGCCCAAGUCAAAGCUCCAGUUAGCAGUCCUGCACCAAAAGUGGUUUAUCAAGCCCCCACUCCAGUUUAUGUGCAGGGUGGUGGACACACAAUUAGCGCUGCUGAUGUGCAACGUCAAAUGAACCAGCAGCUGCAGAAGAACGACGAGCUCUGGCAACAGCGGAUGGCAAAGUUGGAGGAGAAUCUAAAAAAGACCAACACCAUUAUGGAAUCAGAGUACGCAAAUGCAGUGGAGAAUGUGCACAAACGCUUUGUAAGCACUGCUGCCGCCCACAAGACACCUCCCUGUCAGGAUCUGAAAGCACAGCUGCUCGCUUGCUACCGUGCGCAUCCAGGCGAGACACUGAAAUGUAUGGAGGAAGUGACGCAGUUCAGACAAUGUGUUGAUAUGCAUCGCAUUAAGAAGUUGGACAGUGAACCUGAGGCGACUCCGAAGGCAGCGGCUGGCAAGGUCACCGUUCCAGUUGCCAAGGCAGGUUAAGACUUGAAAGUUUUCGAAUUAUUUAUCAGUUCUGGUGGCUAAUAAGUCCUCAUGCCUUCGGUCUUCUAUGUAAGCGAAAUAGCGACCAGUUAAGCGAAAGUGUAUUUGUGAACUAUAGUAAAUUAAUUUAAUAUUCCU